AUGUCUCAAAUGGAUCAUUUCAAACAUUCUUUGGUCGAUCUUUAUAUGGAACUUGGCGAUGUACCGUCUAGCGUGACUAAUCUUUUACAGCGUUUUUUGAAAGAUGAUGGCGUUAUUGUGGGCUGGGGAUCUGGGGGUAAGGGUGAACUUGGCACCACCUACCGCUGCAACCUCAUCACACCGUUAAUAAUUGGUGGUCGAGAUAAGGCUGUACGAAUUGGUUGCGCCUCAACCACCUCUGUGUGGCUUGGGGCACGUGGGACGGUUCUCACGAUGGGCAGCGGCCGGUGGGGAGAACUUGGUGUACCGAAUCCGAAAACCUGUCCUCUUGUCACCGCCACCGAGAAUGGACUUCCCAUUGCUAUUGUACAGAUUGAAUUGCCCACUUUUGCACGAGAAGAUAUGCUCAUAGAUGUACAAGGUGGGUUUGCCUACAUUGCCGCAUUGUCGGUAAAAGGAGAGUUAUUUCUCUGGGGUGCAAAUAACUACGCUCAAUGCUCACCAAUCAUGGAAAAUAAGUGUUGUCCCACAGCUCAACGCCGCAGUAUUUUGAGCGAAAAAAUUAUUCAGGUAGCAUGUUCAAACUUUACGGUUCUUGCACUCACUGCAUCUGGUUCCGUUUACGGUUGGGGACACACUUUUCUUCUUGGCGAUGAGGAUGAAGUUCUUGAGCAGGCACCGGAAGAUUCCGUGUUUACACUCAGGUUUGGUUUAGUGGAUCGGACGGUUGUUUCUGAACCUGUAAAAGUCAAAGCACUGGAAGAUAAAUCGAUAAAACUCUUGAGAAUGGGACCGUGGCAUGCUGUGGCAGUCAGCAAGGAUGGUCAAGUAUAUACAUGGGGAUUAGGGAGGAAUGGGUCUCUCGGCCAUGGAACUGAGAGUGAUAUAAGGACGCCAACAAAAGUUACAACACUGGACUCAGUAGUGACGGAGGCAGCAUGUGGUAGCUUUCACACAUGCUUUGUGAGUGCCGAGGGUUCAGUUUUUGCCUGUGGUGACAAUCAAGGUGGACAAUGCGGAGUUUUUGGAGAGAUGAAGCUCACAACCUGUUAUCCCAUGUACGUCCCUUCUUAUCAUAAAGUGAUAUCGGCCACGUGUGGACGACACCACACUUUGCUUCUUUUGGAGACAGGGGAUGUCAUUGCUUAUGGGACUGGAUUGGGUUUAGGCAUAGGUACUGGGUAUAGCAUGCGCAUGGUUCGUGGCGUACAUAUUUUGGACAAUUAUACAACGUUAUGGCUAUCCGGCGGCUCUUGUCAUAACUUUUCUCUUGCGAUACCCAAAACAUUAUCUUUGGUUGUCCUUGGGAUACCACAUGGUGACGUUUCCCCGGCACUUAGGGUGAUUGACUUGAAAGAUGGAUUAUUAACUGCUGGCUUGGGACAAGGCUUUUCCAUCUUGGUGACUCGACGUGGUUCCUGCUACAGUAUGGGUUUGGGUGGAUGGGGUCAGCUUGGGGUUGAUGUUCGAGGCGUGAAGGAUUUUACUUCAGAUCAAGUGCCUGUGGUGCGUAAUGCCAUGCGACUUUCUUAUUUUUUCCGAACGACUAUUACACAAGUUAGCGCGGGCAUUUGUUUUGCUGCCGCUAUCAAUGAAGGCCAACGUGUGUUUACGUGGGGAAGCAAUACAUAUGGUCAGUGCGGACUUGGUGUGAACCCGAAAGAAUAUCGAAUUAUAAGUGAACCCCGAGAGAUUACAUGGUUGGCCGAUAAGUUAAUAAUUCAAGUUGCAUGUGGUUGCUUUUUUGGCAUGGCAUUAAGCAUCACAGGAGAAGUGUAUACAUGGGGUGCUAUUGAAUGCUGUGGUAAUGGGCUGCAGCCUCUUCCAACGGAUGUUCCGGCGAAUCUUAUCAUGAAUUCAUUGGGAAAUGAGAGCCAUGCCAGCGUUUUGUUACCAGUAAGGGUAUCUGGUUUGUCCAGCAUUGUAUCUGUAGCUGCAGGAGCGUGGCAUGCUGUGGCGUUAAAUGCGAUUGGAGAAGUAUUUGUUUGGGGAAUCGGUUCACGCGGUCGUUUGGGACUUGGGAACGUGGAGGACCGCUAUGUUCCAGGUAAAAUUGCCAUUCGGGCUCCCUUUACCCAUGUUGGUUGUGGACCGUUUUCGACCUUUGCCAUUACCGAUGAUGGAAGGUUGUAUGUCUGGGGUGCAAACGAGCGGAAUCAGUUGUCUGCGGAGGGUAACUGUGUGACGGUUCCAACGCAUGUGCUUGAUGAAGUGAAGGAAGCUGUUAUGGGAAGGCACUACACCCUUGUAUUGACGCGUGACGGUGAGUUUCUAUUUUCCGGGGAAAUGGAGGAUGAGAAUGGAAGAUAUGUGAGUCCAUCCUUUUACGACACAGAUGCCCUGCCUCCGCUUAUAUCAAAAGACAUGGAGGAGCCCGGCUCUCGUGCUAUACGAAUUUUUGGAGGUGUGGAUCAUGCCAUGGUGCUUUUUGAGAAGAACGUUAUUUCUUCUGACACGAUUACAGGCCUGUACUAUGCGUUGCGGGAGCAGCCAAAGCAUAUUAUUACUAAUUUAUUUCAGCAUUGA
Messenger RNA from Trypanosoma cruzi, 2526 nucleotides. RefSeq lists its product as uncharacterized. The transcript has a single exon. Bases 1 to 2526 code for a protein of 841 amino acids. The record is from RefSeq and is a predicted model, not a curated record. Lineage: Eukaryota; Euglenozoa; Kinetoplastea; Trypanosomatida; Trypanosomatidae.